This is a messenger RNA of Penicillium nucicola, 1296 nucleotides long. RefSeq names its product CCDC47 family protein. NCBI's taxonomy places the organism in Eukaryota, Fungi, Ascomycota, Eurotiomycetes, Eurotiales, Aspergillaceae. The record is from RefSeq and is a predicted model, not a curated record. Gene Ontology annotation, biological process: endoplasmic reticulum calcium ion homeostasis. Gene Ontology annotation, cellular component: endoplasmic reticulum. The coding region runs from base 1 to 1296 and encodes 431 amino acids. Gene Ontology annotation, molecular function: calcium ion binding. The transcript has 3 exons.
AUGGCGGGCAUGUUCAAGAACGUGUUUGGCUCCGCUGGAGCCAAACCUGAUGAUGAAUUCGCCGACUUCGUGGAAGCUCCGAACCCGUCACCUGCGUCCCUCUUCGCCGAUACGACGACCGUGCCGGCAGCCAACACCUUGGGCGCCGAUGUUCCCUACACAGCAUGGUACCGCGUGUGGGAGCGGACAUCUUUGAGUGACUUUAAGCAGGAGGGCAUGAUUAUGCCUGUUAUCCUCUUGAUCGUCCUCUUCCACCUCUGGGGCGCGCGCAAGAACCGCAGCAAGGCCAAGGCGUGGGCCCAGGCUCACGGCCCUGCCCUUCAGAAGGAGUUCGCUGUCGUUGGAUUCGAUGGUAUUGCCCGUCCAGCCCCUGAGGAUGGUGAGAAGUUGGCCAACCCCGAAUCGCUGCUGAAGGAGAAGUCGGCUUGCGAGUUCGCCGCCUAUGCCACCGGUCGUCAGAACGUUGCCUUCCUCGAUGUCAACCUCAAGAUGCCUAAGCGCUACAACCCGAUCACCUACCUGAUGGAGUAUGUCUUCAGCUUCUUUUUCGAGAGCUGGGAGGCCCCCGUUGAGAAGUACGAGGCUCUCCUGUACGCUUUUGAUGGCAAGGAGAAGGACCUGGUUCCCGUGCUUGACAAGGAUGCCGCUCCUGUCAAGGUGCCUAGCUCAACCUACGAUGGAUUUAUCUGGGCUGUCGUUCACAAGAGCCACAUGCGCAAGUUCCGCAAUGACCGUUACGAUGCCUCCAUCACCUUCUCCAAGGAUAACCCCAAGCUCCCCUCGUGGGUCACCGUUAUGACCGAGAAUGCUGAGAUCAGUGACACUCUCCUCACCCCAGAGUUGGUCCAGGCUAUUGAGCAGGCCGGUAACGAUUUUGAAUUCCUGAUCGUGACUGACCAGCCCGUUGACAAGCCUAUGAAGAUUGAGGAGACUGUGCCCAAGAAGCGCAUUCAGCUCUCCGCUAACCUCGCCUCCUCCGCCUCCGGCUACUCCACUACUCUCCCCCUGUUCAACCAGUUCCUUCGCUUGGCUGAUAAGCUUGUUGCCUCUGCUCACUUCCGUCCUGAGGUGAUGCGCAAGGUCCGCAACAUCCGUGAGGAAGAGAUCAAGAAGCUUCGCCGUGUUGAGGAAGAAGAGAAGGCCGAGGAGCGCCGCAUCGCAGCCGAGAAGAUCAAGAAGGAGGAGCGUGAGCGUAUCCUGCGUGGCUUGAGCGCCGAUGAGCAGCGCAAGUUCCUGGACCGUGAGGCUCAGAAGGGCCAAAGACGUUCCAUGAAGAAGAGCACCCGUAAGGGCUAA